Phytophthora sojae is the source of this 858-nucleotide messenger RNA. RefSeq lists its product as hypothetical. The transcript is spliced from 2 exons. The record is from RefSeq and is a predicted model, not a curated record. NCBI's taxonomy places the organism in Eukaryota, Oomycota, Peronosporomycetes, Peronosporales, Peronosporaceae. Bases 1 to 858 code for a protein of 285 amino acids.
AUGCCCGACGGAAGCUCCUCCUCGGCCGUGGCCUGCUUGGUCGUGACGACCUCGGGCCGCAUUCUCCUGCUGUGGGAUCAGGACGACACGCUGCCCUUCCGGUACCCGCAGCUCGCCAUGCUGCUCGCCAGCCUCUUCCACUUCUCGCAGGCACAGUCGUUCGGCCACCUCGAGCUACAGAACGGCUUUACCGUCGUGGUGUCCUCGGACGUGGCCGCUCAGAUCUCGGUCGCUGUGAUCUGCGCCACACCGCCAACAACGUCAUGCAAUGGAAACGCCUUCCCCACCGAAGUUCUGCCACUGCAGCUCGCACAACUGAAGAGCUUGAUCAUCCUACAGGAGUUUGCUCGAAGCUAUCGAUCCGACAUCGAGCGUUACACGUUGACGAGCGCUUUGGGCGGGUUUGACGGCUGUGAAGGCACCUUGGACGAGUUCGUCGCCUUCCAGACUGACUUCGUCGGUUUGGUAAUGGAGAUUAGCGCUCGGGGCAUCCAGAACUCGCUCCUGUGCUGGGAUCACGAGGCAGCAGCUUCCUUGGCAGAAAUCUCCUCAACCAUCUCCUUGGCUCGGGGGUUCCUCAUGAACGCUGAGACUGGAGACACAGUGUACUCGACGCAAUCUGGCUCGGAUGGGAGCUUCUUCGGCCAAGACGCAGCAUCCCGACGGCUGCACCACCUUCACAAGAGCGCGAGGGUUCAACAGUCGAUCAAGCACGUCGCUAAAGCGCUUCACGAGUGUGCACCCGCUUUGAUCCAGAUUGCCCACGACGCUGCUGUCGUCGUGCGAUUCAACUACCUCUCUGGUAAAGAACUGAGCGAGCUCUUCAUCGCUCUUCGCAUGCUAUCGGUGAGAAGUUAG